Impatiens glandulifera is the source of this 681-nucleotide messenger RNA. Its product is annotated as intracellular ribonuclease LX-like. Lineage: Eukaryota; Viridiplantae; Streptophyta; Magnoliopsida; Ericales; Balsaminaceae. Gene Ontology annotation, molecular function: RNA binding; ribonuclease T2 activity. Gene Ontology annotation, cellular component: extracellular region. Gene Ontology annotation, biological process: RNA catabolic process. The transcript has 5 exons. Bases 1 to 681 code for a protein of 226 amino acids. The record is from RefSeq and is a predicted model, not a curated record.
AUGAAUCCAUUUGUAUCUGAAUCAAGGGCUGAUCAUUCCCUUAGCAGUAAGCCCGGUACUGUUGGUUCUUAUGAUUUCUUCUACUUUGUUCAAACGUGGCCAGCAGCUUACUGUGAUACCAAACGGGGCUGUUGCUAUCCCAAGACAGGAAAACCAGCUCAGGAUUUCGGUAUUCAUGGACUUUGGCCUAAUUCCAACAACGGUUCUUAUCCUCAUGAUUGUGACCCCAAAAACCCUUUUGAUAAGUCUAAGAUAGCUGGCUUGAUCAAAAGAAUGCAAUUGGACUGGCCAACUUUGAGCUGCCCAAGUGGAGAUGGGUUCAAGUUUUGGGGUCAUGAAUGGAACAAACACGGCACUUGCUCCGAGAAUGUCCUAAACCAACAAUCCUACUUCCAGACAACUCUGGACUUCAAGAUCAAAUCCAACAUCCUCCAUCACCUCGCCAAUGCUAAAAUAUAUCCGAAUGACGGGUUCUAUAAAACUGUUGAUGUGGAGGCGGCUAUCGAAAAGGGGCUAGGCGUGGCACCAUAUAUCGACUGUAAUUAUGAUAAGCUUGGAGUCAACCAACUCUAUGAAGUCUAUAUUUGUGUAAACAAAAUUGCAAAAGCCUUCGUUCAAUGCCCUGUCAUGCCAUAUGCCGGACGUUGUGCUACUCGUAUCCAAUUCAAGACAUUUGUUUAA